CCAUGAAACAAAUGGUGCAGUCCCUUUGAGCUAACCAUUGCAUCAUGACCCGAGAUAGAGAACCUGUUGCGGGAAGUUUUCAUUUUGUUUGCAUCCUGGCCUUCAUAGUCGGAAUCAUGAUCCAGUUCUCUGAUGAACUUGAGUCUGCAGUAGACUAUUCAAACAGGAACCUAACUCGUGUCCCCAAAGACCUGCCGCCAGGAACAAAAUCCUUAAAUCUGUCUCAAAACUCUAUCCCCGAGCUGCAGAUGUCUGAUGUCCGCUUUCUGCCGGAGCUGAGGGUUCUGAGGCUCUCCCAUAACAGAAUCCAGACACUUGAUUUUGGUGUGUUCAAGUUCAGCCCGGAUUUAGAAUAUCUGGAUGUCUCUCACAAUCAGUUGCGAAACAUCUCUGGCUGCCCUGCGGUGAGCUUGAAGCAUUUAGACCUCUCAUUCAAUGACUUCGACCUGCUGCCCGUGUACAAGGAAUUUGGCAACUUGAUGCACCUGAGUUUCUUGGGAUUAAGUGCUACGAAGUUCCGACAAUUGGAUCUGCUCCCAAUUGCUCACUUGCACCUGAACUACAUUCUUCUGGACUUAGUGGGUUAUCAGGUCAAAGAUGGUGAGAACGAAAGUCUUGAGGUUCUGAAUACCAACGCUCUUCAUUUGGUCUUUCAUCCAAGUAGCUUGUUCUCUGUGCAAGUGAACAUAUCUGCGAAUGCUUUGGAAUGUUUACAAUUGAGUAAUAUUAAAUUGAAUAAUGGAAACUGCCAAAGGUUAAUUACAUUUUUAUCAGAACUCACCAGAGGUCCAACCUUAUUCAAUUUGACUCUCCACCACGUGGAAACUACCUGGAAGUGCUUUGUUGAACUUCUCCAAUUUCUUUGGCCCCGACCGGUGGAGUAUCUCAAUAUUUACAACUUAACGAUAAUUGAAAGCAUCAAUUAUGAAAUUUUUGUUUACUCGAAGACAGCACUGAAGGCACUGACAAUAGAGCAUGUUACGAACCAGGUGUUUAUCUUUGGAAAGGAAGCAUUGUACUCUAUAUUUGCUAAUAUGAACAUCAGGAUGCUGACCCUCUCACACACACCUUUCAUCCAUAUGAUCUGCCCUCAGAUCCAAAGCAAAUUUACGUUUCUGAACUUUACCCAGAAUGUUUUCACAGACAGUGUAUUCCAAAACUGUUCCACCUUAAGGAGUCUGGAGACACUUAUCUUACAAAAGAAUAGCUUGAAGAACCUUUUCAAGGUCGGUCUCAUGACUAAGAACAUGGUCUCUCUGGAAACUUUGGAUGUUAGUAUGAAUUCCUUGGACUCUCAUGCAUAUGAGGAAACAUGCACUUGGGCUGAGAGCAUAUUGGUGUUAAAUCUUUCUUCAAAUGUGCUUACUGACUCUGUCUUCAGAUGCUUGCCCCCCAAGGUCAAGGUCCUCGACCUUCACAACAACAGAAUAAUGAGCAUCCCUAAAGACAUCACCUACCUGCAAGCUUUGCAGGAACUCAAUGUUGCAUCCAAUUUUUUAACGGACCUUCCCGGAUGCGGGGCCUUCAGCAGCCUUUCUGUGCUGGUCAUCGAGCAUAAUACAGUUUCCCACCCCUCAGUGGGUUUCUUCCAGAGCUGUCAGAAGAUCAGGUCCUUAGCAGCAGGGAACAACCCAUUCCGAUGUACAUGUGAGCUGAGAGAGUUUAUCCAAAACAUAGGCCACGUAUCAGGAGAAGUGGCAGAGGGCUGGCCCGAUUCUUACAGGUGUGACUCCCCAGAAGGCGCUAAGGGGACCCCACUGCAGGACUUCCACAUGCCUCCAUUGUCCUGUGAUACUGUUCUGCUGAUUGUCACCGUCGGGGCCACUUUGCUGGUGUUGGCCGCCAUCGUGGCCUUCCUCUGCCUCUACUUUGAUCUGCCCUGGUACCUAAGGAUGAUGUGUCAGUGGACACAGACCCGGCACAGGGCCAGGAACAUCCCCGAAGAGGAACUCCAGAGGAAACUCCAAUUCCAUGCUUUUGUCUCAUACAGUGAACAUGAUUCUACCUGGGUGAAGAAGGAAUUACUACCAAACCUAGAGAAAGAUGGCAUACGGGUUUGCCUCCAUGAGAGAAACUUUAUCCCUGGCAAGAGCAUCGUGGAGAACAUCAUCCACUCCAUCGAGAAGAGCUACAAGUCCAUCUUCGUGUUGUCUCCCCACUUCAUUCAGAGUGAGUGGUGCCAUUAUGAGCUCUACUUUGCCCAUCACAAUCUCUUCCACGAAGGCUCUGAUAACCUAAUCCUGAUCUUGCUGGAGCCCAUUCCACAGGAUAACAUUCCCAGUAGGUACCACAAGCUUCGGGCUCUUAUGACACAGCGGACUUACUUGGAAUGGCCUGCGGAGAAGAGCAAGCAUGGACUCUUUUGGGCCAACCUUAGAGCUUCUUUUAGUACGAAGUUAAUAUUAGUCAAUGAAGAGGAUGUGGGAACUUGAAGUUUGGAUUUUCAACUUAAUGAACUGCCAACUUGGACUCAGAUGAGCAUUGUGGUUUUACGUUCCUAACUGGAGCUACUUCUCUUAUGGUGUCCUAGUUCGGGGUCUGUGACUAUGAUGAACAGCAUAACCAAAUGCAGCUUAUGGAAGGAAAGGUUUCUCUGGGCUUAUGGUGGCAGUCUGUCAUGAAGGGGAAUCAAGCAGGAACUUAAAGCAGGAGUCUGGAGGCAGGAAUUGAGGCAGAGACUGUGGAAGAUUGCUGCUUUCAACCUUUCUCUCCGCAUCUUGUUCCGUGUGCUUUCUUAUUGCACUGAGGACCACCUGCCCAGAGGUGGCAUCACCCGCUAUGGGCUGGACCCUCCCACAUCAAUAGUAAUCAAGAAAAUGUCCCACAAGCCUGCUUGCAGUCUAAUUGAGACAUUUUCUUAUUUGAUGUUCUUUCUUCCCAAAUGUGACCCCAGUUUGUGCCAAGUGGACAAAACAAAAACAAA
Chionomys nivalis (European snow vole) is the source of this 2923-nucleotide messenger RNA. RefSeq names its product toll like receptor 6 (gene Tlr6). Lineage: Eukaryota; Metazoa; Chordata; Mammalia; Rodentia; Cricetidae. The coding region runs from base 45 to 2432 and encodes 795 amino acids. The transcript has a single exon. Gene Ontology annotation, molecular function: lipopeptide binding; Toll-like receptor 2 binding; transmembrane signaling receptor activity. Gene Ontology annotation, cellular component: membrane; Toll-like receptor 2-Toll-like receptor 6 protein complex. The record is from RefSeq and is a predicted model, not a curated record. Gene Ontology annotation, biological process: toll-like receptor signaling pathway; inflammatory response; immune response.